Pelodiscus sinensis (Chinese soft-shelled turtle) is the source of this 1764-nucleotide messenger RNA. RefSeq names its product tubulin alpha-8 chain. Gene Ontology annotation, biological process: microtubule-based process. The record is from RefSeq and is a predicted model, not a curated record. NCBI's taxonomy places the organism in Eukaryota, Metazoa, Chordata, Testudines, Trionychidae. Gene Ontology annotation, cellular component: microtubule. Gene Ontology annotation, molecular function: structural constituent of cytoskeleton; GTP binding.
CAUGGCCCAGGCCCCUUACUACCUAAAAGCUCAGAGUGAUACAACGGCAGAGAGAGCACUAUCAAAGACUGAGACGGGAAGCGAACACCACUAGCUACAUCAUGGCAUAGAAUAGUGGCUAAGUCCCACUUCCACGGGUCCUUGCACAUCACACUUCUUGCUGUGCAUAUGGCAUUAGGGAAUGCAAACCAAUCAGCGUGAGUGCAUCUCCAUUCACGUUGGCCAGGCUGGAGUUCAGAUUGGCAAUGCAUGCUGGGAACUCUUCUGUCUGGAACAUGGCAUUCAGCCAGAUGGCACCUUCAAGAAUCAGUCCAACAAAAACAAUGAUGACUCCUUUAAUACAUUUUUCAGUGAAACAGUCACAGAAAAGCAUGUGCCACGGGCUGUCAUGGUGGAUUUGGAACCAACUGUAGUAGAUGAAGUGCGUGCUGGUGCUUACCGGCAGCUUUUCCAUCCAGAACAGCUGAUCACUGGAAAGGAAGAUGCAGCUAAUAACUAUGCCCGGGGUCACUAUACUAUUGGUAAAGAAAACAUUGAUCUGGUGCUUGAUCGGAUCCGUAAGCUGACCGAUGCCUGUUCUGGGCUACAGGGAUUCCUGAUUUUCCACAGCUUUGGAGGGGGCACUGGCUCUGGCUUCACCUCCUUGUUGAUGGAACGCCUCUCCCUGGAUUAUGGGAAGAAGUCCAAACUGGAGUUUGCCAUCUACCCAGCCCCCCAAGUUUCCACUGCCGUGGUGGAGCCCUACAACUCCAUCCUGACCACCCACACCACCCUAGAGCAUUCAGACUGCGCCUUCAUGGUGGACAACGAGGCCAUCUAUGACAUCUGCCGUCGCAACUUGGACAUCGAGCGCCCCACUUACACCAACCUGAACCGUCUCAUCAGCCAGAUAGUCUCGUCCAUCACUGCCUCUCUGCGCUUCGAUGGUGCCCUCAAUGUGGAUCUGACAGAGUUUCAGACCAACCUGGUGCCCUACCCUCGCAUCCACUUCCCCCUGGUGACAUACGCACCCAUCAUCUCCUCAGAGCGAGCCUAUCACGAGCAGCUAUCAGUGGCAGAAAUCACCAGUUCCUGCUUUGAACCCAACAACCAGAUGGUGAAGUGUGAUCCCCGUCAUGGAAAAUAUAUGGCCUGCUGCAUGCUGUACCGUGGUGACGUGGUUCCCAAAGAUGUCAACGUAGCUAUCGCGGCCAUCAAGACCAAAAGAGCUGUCCAAUUUGUGGAUUGGUGUCCAACAGGCUUCAAGGUUGGCAUCAAUUACCAGCCUCCUACUGUAGUUCCUGGGGGAGACCUGGCCCAGGUUCAACGCGCCGUCUGCAUGCUAAGCAACACCACUGCCAUCGCUGAGGCUUGGGCCAGGCUGGACCACAAGUUUGAUCUGAUGUAUGCUAAGAGGGCAUUUGUGCACUGGUAUGUUGGUGAAGGCAUGGAGGAAGGGGAGUUUGCAGAGGCCCGAGAGGACUUGGCUGCACUGGAGAAGGACUACGAGGAAGUGGGAACUGACUCAUUUGAAGAAGAAAAUGAUGGGGAGGAAUUUUAAAAUACACUUUGUUAUUCAAUAGCACUAGAUUGUCUCUCACAUCUCUUUACUGCAUGUCUGCACUCCUGUCUGAAGCCUUCUCCAUGUGUGCAAUGUAUAGAGAAUGAAGAACAGAAAGACCAUCAACACACAGGAAAGCUAUCAUGUUUGGUAUAGCUGUCACCUUACCUAAUAAUGCAUGCUACUCACUCAAUAAAAGGGAGUGUAACAAGUAUUAGAUUCUC